AUGGUCAAGAAAAAGAAUAAGAACAAGAAGAAUAACGCACGCCCUCCCGCUGGCACUGCUACACCAAACCCCGACACCAACGAUACUAAGGAUUCCAUCGAGGCUACUGGCGAGCCCCCGGCCCUAACUCCGGAAGAUGCCUGCGGGUUACAAGACAACAAAGAAGACCCCAACACCACCGAAUCAAAAGAAGACGCUCCCGCCGAACCCGCUGUAGAGGAACCUUGCGCACCACCAGCCGAAGGCUCAGAAUCUCCAGAAUCUGCUGGAUCAACAGAGGCAACAACACCCGCCGAUCCAGCUGACCCCCCUGAUGGUGCAGCCGACGCAGACGUCAAGGAAGGAGGCGCAGAUGCGCCUGCUGGCGAUGAGCCUCCGCCGAACGCAGAAGGGGAGGGUGUCCCAGAUGAAGCCCCUCAAGAACCUGCUGCGGAAAGUUCCGAAUCCGAACCGAAGGCUGAAGAGGCUGCCCCGGCAGCAGAAGAUAGCGCCCCAAAGCCUGACGACGGUGGAAACAAUGACGAUGCUUUUCCAGACUGUGACCCUGAAAAGGGAGUCGACGAGGUAGAGGCCGAGAAGGAAGAGGCCGCAAGACUCGCAGCUGAAGAGGAAGCUGCCAAAGCCGAAGAAGCUCAGGGGGAUGCCGAUGGAGCCAAUGCCGAAGCUCCAGCAGAUGCGCCAGCCGAAGGCAAGGAAGAUGCUCCAGAAGAAGCUCCACCGACCACCGAGGAGCCUGCUACCGACAAACCUGAAGAUGCAACCCCGCCAGACGAAGCACCUGCGGCUGAGACAGCAGAUGAUGCCAAGCCUGAGGGCGAAGCUACCCCGGAGGAACCUGCAGCAAGUGAACCUGAGCCGCCAGCACCUGAACCGCCAGCAGCCGUGGAGCCAGAGCCAGAGUCAGCACCGACUAUUGAUGAGUCGAAAAUGACAGCAAAGCAGAAAAAGGCCGCCAAGAAAAAGAAGAAGAAGGGGGCCAAAGCUGAGACUGCAUCUACACCUCCACCUGAACCUGAACCUGCAGUGGAACCUGCAGCGGAAAGCGAACAACCGACAGAAGAAGCCCCGACAGAAGAAGCCCCGACAGAAGAAGCCCCGACAGAAGAAGCUAAGGUAGAGGAAGCCCCCGCGGAAGAAGUCAAGGCGGAGGAGGCACCGGCAGCAGAGGUCACCCCAUCUGAGGAGACAGCUGAGGCAGCCCCUGAAGCAACCCCCGCAGAGGCAACAAGCGAUCCGGAGGCUAAGCCCGAAGAAGAUCCUGUUGAAACGGCAGCCACCACGACAGAAGAAGCCAGUGAAGCUCAACCAGCAGAAGAGGAAAAACCUGCAACAGAGCCCACCCCUGAGCCGGAGGCCGUAAAAUCAGAGGAGCCCGAGAGCACCCCUAUAGCCGAAGAUGUUGCGGCAGAAUCUGCUGAGCCAGAAGUUUCACCGACUGAAGAGCCUGCCGCGGAGCCUGCUGCAACUGAUGCGGAACCAAAGAAGACCCCCGAGGUAGCCAGCGAGGAUGAGAAGGCUCCCCCUGCCGAUGAAACCCCUGCGGAAGCUGGCGCGGAGUCACCCCCCGCAGAAAUCACUGAAGAGCCGGCAGCGGAUCCAGCCCCAGCUGAAGAGCCAGCCCCAGCUCCUGUCGAGGAAGUGGUUGAAAAUGCCGUUGAGAAGACGCCUGAGGAACCUGCAGCGGAUCCAGCUCCUGUUUCAGAAGCUGAGCCUGUCGCAGAAGCCCCGGCAGAAGAAGCUCAAGUUGAGAAGCCAGCCGAGGAAAGUCCUCCAGAGGCUGCAAAGGAGGAGCCUGUCGCAGAGGAGCCUGUCGCUGCUGCCCCUGUCGAAGAGCCUCCUGCCGGUGAAGAGCCUGCCGCUGUUGAUCCUCCUGCUGUUGAAGAGCCUGCGGAGGUUGAGGUGCCAGCUGAAACCGCACCUGAGGAAUCUACUAAAGAACCCGCAGCGGAGGCUACACCAGAAGAGCCAGCACAUGUCGAACCAGUUGCUGAGGAGCCUGCUGUCGAGGAGCCAGCACCCGCCGAGCCAGCUGCUGAGGAGCCAGUUGCAGAAGAAACCCCUGCUGCUGCUCCAGCACCCGAAGAGCCGGCACCUGUUGAAUCAGCUGCCAAGGAGCCUGCCGCUGUUGAAGAGCCACCUGCCACCGAAGAACCGGCACCUGAGGUUCCUACUGAAGCUCCUGCUGAACCAGUCACCGAGGAACCCCCUGCUGCAGAAGAACCAGCACCGGUGACUGAAGAGCCAGCUCCUGAGGAGCCUACGGUCGAGGAAUCUGCUGUACCAGAACCGGCAGCCGAGGCACCAGCUGUACCAGCACCAGUAGAGGAACCGGUAACCGAGGAUGCUCCCAAGGAAGCCCCUCCUGUUGAAGAGCCUACUGCGGAAGAGCCCCCAGUGGAGGCAGCGCCUGUUGAGGAGGUAUCUGUGGAAGCUGUCUCUGAAGAGCCAACACCUCCAGCUGAAGUACCUCCCGUGGAAGAGCCCAUUGUGGAAGAAGCUGUUGUGGAAACUGAGCCCGCCGCUGAAGAUCCCCCGGUCGAGGUAGCCCCUGAAGUGCCAUCACCUCCAACGGAAGAGCCUCCUGCCGCUGAGCCAGCACCUGCUGAAGAGCCAGCUGCCCCAGAGCCUGAAGUUGCCGAGGAGACCCCGGUGGAAACAGCUCAGGAGGAACCCGCUCCGGAAGCAGAAUCAGCCAAAGAACUUCCUGUAGAAGAACCUCCAGUUGAGGCUGCUCCUCCGGCGGAAGAGCCAACGCCCGAGCCAGCUCCUCCUGUGGAAGAGGCCCCGGUCGAAGCAGCCCCCGAAGAACCAGCUCCCGAGCCUGCUCCUCCAGCAGAAGAGCCUCCUGUCGAAGAGCCUCCUGCCGCCGAUCCAAUGCCCGCUGAAGAACCACCGGUGGAAGCGGCGCCAGCCGAAGAGGUACCACCGGAAGCUGCUCCAGAAGAAUCUGCCCCUGAAGAGGCCCCAGCUCCUGCAGAACCACUGGUGCCCGAAAGAGCACCAGUAUCAGACGUUGCACCAGAGGAGCCAAUCGAAGCACCCCGCGAGAUUGAAGAAAUUGUGGAAGCACCAGGAAGCAAAGAUGGUACCCGCCGCCGAAAGAAGCGUUCACCCGGAGAUCGCGAGCGACGCUACUCGAAGACAUCCUCCGACGGGAACAAGGGUCAGUCUCUUCAACGCCAGAAGAGCGAGCGUAGCGUUUUCACCAAUCGAUGGGCCAAAGCUUUAGAAGAGGCCAAGCGGCAGCACGAGGAGAAGAAACGUGCCGAAGCACGGGCUAAAGCAGCCAAGGCAGCGGUGGAGGAAGAUAAGGAGCGAAGUGGCAUCUCAACUUCGGAUAAAUCCAAACGCUCUGAGCGCUCUUCCUCGAAAGGGCCGAAGGAGCAGGAUCCGCCGAUCAUCGAGACCAAGCUGAAGCGUACUCUAUCUUCCAAGGAGCCAAGCCGAUCUGUUAAGCCACCUGCAUCUUCCAAGGCACCUCCAUCCUCAAAGCAGACCUCAUCUUCGCCGCCUAAGCCUCAGCCCCGCCACUUCCUUCAAUACAUGAGCAAAGGCCAAUCGGACACUACCAGACCUCUUGUGCGCGUCAACACGACCAAGUCUUCGGCCCCGGCUUCUGACCGGCCACGUCGGGCUUCGACAGCUCAAAGCCAUGGCAGCCAUGGCAGCAACGAGCGUUCACCAAACGAGGAGCGGAAAUCCAGCGGCCGUUCCAGUGGCUCGACUCGCCGUGAAGAAGAAGCCCCUCGUGAGAAAGAGAAAGAGAGAGAAAGGGAGAAGGAGAAGGAGAGGAAGCCUCGUCGGCGCUCUCGCGACGAACCAGAACCCAGUAAGCCCCGCGAAAGAGAACGGGAGAAAGAGAAAGAGAGAGAGAAGCCCGAAAGAGAACGCCGCUAUCGUGAAGCUCGUGAGGGUGAAGAUGGUCGACGUCGUCGACACCGUCGGGAACCCUCGCCGCCGAAGGAGUCGCGGCUGAAGGGGCUUCUCAGGACUAUUACUGCUCAUUAG
Molecule: messenger RNA, 4008 nt
Organism: Penicillium longicatenatum
Lineage: Eukaryota; Fungi; Ascomycota; Eurotiomycetes; Eurotiales; Aspergillaceae
Product: PE repeat family protein
Exons: 4
Coding region: 1-4008 (1335 amino acids)
Source: RefSeq, a predicted model, not a curated record